Messenger RNA from Tauraco erythrolophus (red-crested turaco), 893 nucleotides. The record is from RefSeq and is a predicted model, not a curated record. Lineage: Eukaryota; Metazoa; Chordata; Aves; Musophagiformes; Musophagidae.
AUGCCCAGCGCCCGGCACUGCGCAGUGCGGCCCCCGGUGCGGGUGCCCGCCGGCGGGGUGCCUGGUGCUGUGCCGGUGCCCACUGGUGCCAUGCACGGUGCCGUGCCCAGCACCCGGUGCUGCGCCUGGUGCCAUGCCGGUGCUAUGCCCAGCGCCCGGCACUGCGCAGUGCGGCCCCCGGGCGACUUCGUGGACAGGGGUUACUACAGUCUGGAGACUUUCACUUUCCUCCUGGCGCUCAAAGCAAAGUGGCCCGACCGCAUCACGCUGCUGCGGGGCAACCACGAGAGCAGGCAGAUAACGCAGGUGUACGGCUUUUACGACGAGUGCCAAACCAAGUACGGGAACGCCAACGCCUGGAGAUACUGCACCAAAGUCUUCGACAUGCUCACCAUAGCAGCUUUAAUAGACGAGCAGAUUCUCUGUGUGCACGGCGGCCUCUCCCCAGACAUCAAGACACUCGAUCAGAUUCGAACCAUCGAACGUAAUCAAGAAAUUCCUCACAAAGGCGCCUUCUGCGACCUCGUUUGGUCCGACCCGGAGGACGUCGACACGUGGGCGAUCAGCCCGCGAGGAGCAGGCUGGCUCUUCGGUGCCAAGGUGACGAACGAGUUUGUUCACAUCAACAACUUAAAGCUCAUCUGCAGAGCACACCAGCUCGUCCACGAGGGCUACAAAUUCAUGUUUGAUGAGAAACUGGUGACGGUGUGGUCUGCUCCAAACUACUGCUACCGCUGCGGAAACAUCGCCUCCAUCAUGGUCUUUAAAGACGUAAAUACGAGAGAACCAAAGCUGUUCCGCGCCGUGCCGGACUCAGAACGUGUCAUUCCUCCCAGAACAACCACGCCGUAUUUCCUCUGAGACCUCUCCCCACCGCUGCCUCCCUCCUCCCU